Molecule: messenger RNA, 1728 nt
Organism: Tribolium castaneum (red flour beetle)
Lineage: Eukaryota; Metazoa; Arthropoda; Insecta; Coleoptera; Tenebrionidae
Gene: Pdcd4
Product: Programmed cell death 4
Exons: 3
Coding region: 223-1548 (441 amino acids)
Biological process (GO): negative regulation of DNA-templated transcription
Cellular component (GO): nucleus; cytosol
Source: RefSeq, a predicted model, not a curated record
GUUGCAACUUCUCUUCGAUCUGUAUUGUUUAUGGCUGUCCUGUAGUGGCGUGUUGCGCAAAAACGUAUUUCACUAAAACUUUGUUGAUUUUGUGAGAUUUUUUUGCUGGUUUAAAUUCUUGUGAAUUAAAAACGGUGUUUGGAUCAUCGGAAAAAAUACAGCCGUGUCCGUGCGUGAGCCACAGUCGAUCCCCGGUUGGUAUUUUGGUUUAUUUGGUGCGGAAUGGCUGGAGAACAAGGCCACGUUGACGUCGAUCUCGACAACGACAUCGACAAAGUGGUCGACGAGGAGUUGGCUGCGAAAGAGGCAAUCGCCGGCGGAGACGGUUCCGGUUCAAAACGCAAGCCGAAGAAAGUCCAUCGCCAAUCGAGCAAGGAAAAUGUCGUGGCUUCCGGAUUCAUCCACGGGCCCAGGUCUUGGAAAAACAGUCGCCGCUCGAGGAACGGCUAUGGACGGGGACUGCCCAAGAAAGGGGGCGCCGGCGGGAAGGGCGUCUGGGGGGCCCCGGGCUCCGAACUGUUGGAAACCUACGAAGACGUCAACGACCCCAACUUUGACAAUGAGAAUUUGAGCAAUGGGGACAUCGAAUUGAAAGCGAUAGUUCCAGAUGUGUCCCAUGAGGAAAUUAAGAAGAAGGUUGAUCCGAUCAUUUUGGAGUAUUUCGAAAAUGGGGACACGCACGAAGCUUCCAUCGCCAUAGCUGAGGCUGUUCCUAAGCAGUACCGUGACGUGCUAGUCGAACAAGUGAUCGAAGUGUCCAUGGACCACAAGCCUUCCCAUAGAGAGAUGACGUCAGUCUUGAUUUCGGACCUUUUCGGUCACGUGAUCACCGAGACUGAUAUAACCAAAGCGUUCCAAAGCCUUCUUGCAAAUCUCAGCGACUUGAUACUUGAUAUUCCCGAUGCGCCAACUUUUCUCGGGAAUUUCAUCGCUCGAGCUAUCGCCGACGACUGUAUUCCCCCCAAGUUUAUUACCAUAACGAAGGAGAAGAGUGAUAAUGAAGUAUUCCAGGAGGCUUUGAGCCGUGCUGAUACUUUGCUAUCCAUGAAGCAUGGCCUAGUGCGAUUGCACAACGUGUGGGGCGUUGGAGGGGCCUUGAGACCAGUCAAAGCCUUAACUCGCCAAAUGAACUUAACUCUGCAGGAAUACAUCUCGUCAAGGGAUAUAGAAGAGGCUAGCAGAUGCUUGCGCAAUUUGGAGGUGCCGCAUUUCCACCACGAGUUGGUUUAUGAGGCCAUUGUGAUGGCCUUGGAGGCGAACAAUGUCCAGGUGGAAGAAGCCUUGUGUAAUCUCCUGAAAGCGUUCGAUGCGGCCGUUUUCGUUACACCCGAACAAAUGGAGAGAGGGUUUUUGCGAGUGUUUGAUGAUCUACCUGAUAUUCAGAUGGACGUACCGCUGGCUUACAUUAUCCUGGAUAGAUUCGUCGAUCGUUGCCAUAAGGAGGGAUUUGUGACUGAUAGAAUUUCCGAAAAAAUGCCUAACAGAGGGCGCAAACGAUUUGUCUCCGAAGGAGACCAACAAUUUAUUAAGAACCAUAAGGCGUCGUAAUUUUUACGAUUCAAUCAUUUUCUUUGCGCUAGAACUGUGCCGUAGAUUUCAUAUGUAUUGCAUUUACGUUUUUUGAAUUUUCUUUAGAAAUACAGCACGGUGUGCGUAUUCAGUAUACCUAUCAUGUUACUUCUUUUUUGUAUAUGUUCUAUGGAAUAAAGAUUAUCCAAGUUAAAUAUA